Neltuma alba is the source of this 849-nucleotide messenger RNA. RefSeq names its product MLP-like protein 43. Bases 63 to 536 code for a protein of 157 amino acids. Gene Ontology annotation, biological process: defense response. NCBI's taxonomy places the organism in Eukaryota, Viridiplantae, Streptophyta, Magnoliopsida, Fabales, Fabaceae. The transcript has 2 exons. The record is from RefSeq and is a predicted model, not a curated record.
CCCACUCGAUAGAUUAUCUUGAAUUUGAGAUCUCACAUCAUCAGUGUAUCAUUGAAGAAGCUAUGGCUCCUAGUGGCAAAUUGGAGAUUGAAAUUGAGAUCAAGUCUCCUGCGACUGAGUUCUUCCAGUUCUUCACCAAGCAACUUCAUAAUCUUUCCAACACCACUAGUUGUGUCCAUGCAGGAGAGCUUCAUGAAGGAGAUGACUGGCACGCCAUUGGAUCUUCUAAGCGCUGGACUUAUACUGUUGACGGGAAGGUGGUGACAUGCAAGGAGAGAUUUGAAGAGCUUGAUAAAGAGAACAAAUCAGUGAAAGUGGAGUUAUUCGAAGGAGAUGUUAAGAAAGAAUACAAGAGUUUUAAGUUCAUAUUGAAAGCAACAGAGAAAGAGGGAGGUGGUGGCAUUGCAACGUGGAGCUUCUUUUAUGAGAAGAUCCAUGAAGGAAUCCCAGAUCCCAUAGGCUACUUGGACUUGGCAGCCACCAUGACAAAAGAUGUUGAUGCUCAUCUUCUUCUCAGCGCUCAAAAGGGAAAGUGAACCAGAACGAACGAAUGAGAUUAAUGAGUAAACUAAAUUAUUAAAGAAUAAGGUUGUCUGUGUGCUGUUGAUUGAGAGCUUAUAUGUAUUAUUGUGUCGUCUGAUGUCAAAAGUGUGUGAUGAACUAUGAAGAAUAAGGUCUGUGUUGUUGAUUUCAUGCAUUGGGCAAUCAUGUGUCUCAAGUGUGUUUGAAUUCUACUAUGAACGAUUGACGGUUUUAAGAUUUACGGAAGUAAUGCUUUUAUCAUGUAUUUAUUCGUUGGUUGUUGAAAUAUAUGGAUACAUAAGUGGUAUUGAAUCUUCAUAUGUUAAA